UUGCUUAUGAGAUCAUUGCUCACAUCUCUUUAGUUCAGAAUCUUUGAACAUUAUAGAGAAAAAAAGUUUACAAGCUUUUUUCCUUUCUCAGUUUCAAGUUGGUUCCUUGUAGUACACACACAAGGAAAGAAAAAAGAUGACAAAACCCAUUUCACAUCUCUUUAUUUUAGUUAUAUUUAUUGUCAAUUUAGUGUUUAUUUAUGUUUAGUAUAGCUGUGAUGCAUUCUUUACCAAUUUAUCACUGAUGGGAUUAAUAUUCUUUGAAGCAUCCAGAAGAAAAAAAAUCCAAAGUUAGGAAUUGGAUUCUCUUGCUUGAAAGGAAAAGGAAAGCUCCUUUGCUUUCCCUAUUGAGAAAUAAGCCAUCCAUUGCAUUUGCAUUGCAGUUGUGAAAAGCAAAGGCUAGCGUAAGAUUUGAGGGUCUCUUUUGUUUGUGUUUAGCAACAAAAUGAGCUAUGGGAGCAGCUCUCUUGCUUCAGGUGCUAGGACUACAAGGAGGCCAGUUGAAUUUGGAAGAACCCAUGUAGUGAGGCCUAAGGGAAGACAUCAGGUCACUAUUGUCUGGCUUCACGGGCUAGGAGAUAACGGGUCGAGCUGGUCCCAAAUCUUGGAAACACUUCCUCUUCCGAACAUUAAAUGGAUAUGCCCCACUGCUCCAACUAGGCCUGUUGCAGUUUUUGGUGGUUUCCCUUGCACUGCUUGGUUUGAUGUUGGGGAACUCUCAGAGGAGGGUCCUGAUGAUGUUGAAGGAAUGGACGCUUCAGCAGCACAUAUUGCAAAUCUUUUGUCGACUGAGCCUGUUGAUAUCAAGGUUGGCGUUGGUGGCUUCAGUAUGGGUGCUGCAAUGGCACUGUAUUCUGCCGCUUGCUGCACAUAUGGGAGAUUCGGAAAUGGCAAUCCAUAUCCAGUUAACAUAAGUGCUGUUGUUGGUUUAAGUGGUUGGCUUCCUUGCUCUAGGAGCUUGAGGAGCAAGGUGGAAAGUUCACAAGAUGCUAUUCGACGAGCUGCUUCCUUGCCAGUUUUGAUGUGCCAUGGAAGAGGGGAUGAUGUCGUCCUUUACAAACAUGGUGAGAAAUCUGCCGAGAUCUUAAGAUCAUCUGGAUACCGGAAUCUCACUUUCAAACCUUAUAAUGGUCUUGGACACUACACUGUUCCUCAAGAGAUGGAUGACGUUUGCAAGUGGUUCACUGCUUGGCUAGGCCUGGAUGGAUGCCGAUCUUAAAUGGGGAAUCAUUGCUAGAUUUCUGUAAUAAAAGAUUGGAAUGGGGGGAAAGAAUGUUCCUGUAUCUAUAAUGAAUAGUGAGCUUGAUAAUUUUGAGCAGAUGUAGGGUUCGGGGUAUAUGGUAUAGCAGCAUUUUAUCGUAAUUUCAUGAAUUUUUCCUAAUUAGCGGUUUGGUGUUACUGAGAUUAGUGUUAGUAAACACUAAUUGGGAGUAAGGAUAUGCGUUCUUUUUUCUAGGGAGAUGUUAUUAUAACUUGAGCAAUGUGGUUGUAUUAUUCAUUACACUGAGGCUUUGUAUUUAAACUCGUUAUCCAUCGAUCUUCCUUUAUGGUUGCUCUAGUA
Messenger RNA from Asparagus officinalis (garden asparagus), 1561 nucleotides. Its product is annotated as acyl-protein thioesterase 2-like. The coding region runs from base 446 to 1219 and encodes 257 amino acids. The record is from RefSeq and is a predicted model, not a curated record. The transcript is spliced from 11 exons. Lineage: Eukaryota; Viridiplantae; Streptophyta; Magnoliopsida; Asparagales; Asparagaceae. Gene Ontology annotation, molecular function: hydrolase activity.